Molecule: messenger RNA, 1936 nt
Organism: Centropristis striata (black sea bass)
Lineage: Eukaryota; Metazoa; Chordata; Actinopteri; Perciformes; Serranidae
Gene: rap1gapl
Product: RAP1 GTPase activating protein-like
Exons: 19
Coding region: 1-1698 (565 amino acids)
Biological process (GO): activation of GTPase activity; regulation of small GTPase mediated signal transduction
Cellular component (GO): cytoplasm
Molecular function (GO): GTPase activator activity
Source: RefSeq, a predicted model, not a curated record
AUGGAGAGAGAAAAGAGGAAUGACAUGUCUUUCUCCAGAAAGAGAAGUUUCACUUUUGGGGCAUAUGGAGGUUCUCACUUCCUUGUUUACAGUGUGGACAGAUUCACAUGUGAGGAUGAGACGAGACCUGAUUCUGCAGAGGACAGCAUACUGGACAUCCUGGACUCUCCUGCCAGUGACAGAAAGCCUUUCCUCUCUGCCAGCAGCAACCAGAGGGACACAGAGCUGUUUGAAAUCAUUGAAAAGCUGCAGGGCAGCAGGAUCGAUGAACAGCGGUGUGAAUUCCCUCCUCCUCUGAAGUCUCAGCUUUUUAUGAUAGGUGGAGACCUGCCGCUCAUCCUCCCUCCCAAGCUGGGGGGGUACUGGGUAGACCCCCCUCUGGAGAGGCUCGUAGAUGUGAGUCCCACCUCCUCCCAUUAUGGCCUCGAUCCAGAGAGCUACGACAUCAUGGAGAGAGACGGGGAGGCCAGAAAUUACCACGAGUUCUUUCGCUCAAGAUACCAUCACUCAUUCACAGCGGUGGACCCAAGCUUGGGGCCUCUGGUUCUGUCUGUGUGUUUGGAGGAAGAGGAGAGCAAGCUGCGGGUGAUACUAAGAAUGAAGGAGUGCUCUCUGCAUGGAGUUUUCUCUGUCUCUCUUUUCCCAAACAUCCCAUCUGCUGUUGAAUUAGCAAAGAUGCUCUGUGACAGAGUGACUGUCUCAAAGUUUGAAGCGGUCAGCUACCUCAAGGCUCCAGAGCUCAUAACUACCUUUGAUGAACACAGAGUGUCCCCUAAUUUCAAGUUUGGUGUUUUGUACCAAAAGGACGGGCAGUUCACUGAGGAGGACAUACUCAGUAACAAUGAGGAAAGUGAAGAGUUCAAAGAGCUGCUUUCUAUUCUGGGAGAGACGAUUCAGCUGCAGGGCUUCACAGGGUUCAGAGGAGGCCUGGACGUGUGUCAUGGUCAGACAGGAAGCGAAGCCGUCUUCACUUCCUUUCACGGAAGAGAAAUCAUGUUCCAUGUCGCAACCAAGCUGCCUUUCACAGAGGGCGACCCGCAGCAGUUACAGAGAAAAAGACACAUUGGUAAUGACAUCGUAGCGCUGGUCUACCAGGAGGGCCAGACCCCGUUUCUCUCUGAUGUUAUUAAGUCUCACUUCCUGCACUGUUUCCUGGUGGUGCGGAGGAUUCAGGGUCCAGAGGAGACAGGUGAAGCUACGUACCAGGUGUCUGUCACAGCCAGAGAGGAUGUUCCUCCCUUUGGUCCGGUCCUCCCGGAUCCUCCCAUCUUCACAGAUCGGUCCCUGCUGAGAGACUUCCUCCUGACCAAACUCAUCAAUGCAGAGAUCUCCUGCUAUAAGGCUCAGCGGUUCAGCAGACUGGAGCUGCGCACUCGUUCGAUGCUCCUGGAGAGCCUGCAGGCUGAACUCUCCACCCGUUCCCAGUGCAUGAUGGGGGAUCCAUCCCUGUCAGCUCUGCCGUCUGCUGAGGGUGCUCGGGGGGCGUCUGAGGGGAGCGGGGGAUUCAUUGAAAACUUUAAGAGAGCCAUAAGAGUGCGGAGUCACUCUUUCGAGACUCUUGGCGUGCCGAGGAAGACUGGGGGCAGCGCAUCACAGAGGCCAAAGACGGAGAAAGAUGGAGACGGUGACAAAUCUCCUGCUGACAGUUUGGGCCCGGCUGAACUCAGAGACCAAGCAAGUCCUCAAGAAGAGACAUAAAAGAAAAGAUCAAAAUUUAAAUGUUAAUAUAUUUAUAGACAUCGCUAUAUGGUCACUACUUUAUAUCCUGCUGGAUGCUUUAAUGUAAAUAGAGAGUAAAAGUAAAUAGAAUUUCUGAGAAUAUAAUUAUUUUACUGUCAUAGCAGUGAUAUUCUACAUUAAUGAAAUGCUAAAUAUUGUAUUUCAGUGAAAUGUUUAAGAAAUUAAACACUCGGGUGAGGCUGAAAUGUCUGGAGUU